Prunus dulcis (almond) is the source of this 1053-nucleotide messenger RNA. RefSeq names its product DNA polymerase zeta processivity subunit-like. The transcript has 6 exons. The record is from RefSeq and is a predicted model, not a curated record. NCBI's taxonomy places the organism in Eukaryota, Viridiplantae, Streptophyta, Magnoliopsida, Rosales, Rosaceae. The coding region runs from base 1 to 351 and encodes 116 amino acids. Gene Ontology annotation, cellular component: zeta DNA polymerase complex.
AUGGGUGGUUCACCUCCUUAUAAUUACAAAUUGGUGGUUUCUCUUAAAUACUUGUCAAGAUGUUUAGCCGAUCCGCUAUAUCCCUUAAUAUUAUUCCACACAGUUUGCAAAGCUAAUCACUCUCCUCAAGGUGAGACAGCUCGGAUUCUGGUUGAAUUCCUGGAGGUGGCAAUCACUUCAAUCGUUUUCCUCAAAGGAAUUUACCCUCCAGGUGCUUUUGAAGGAAGGAAAUAUAUGAAUUUGGUGGUUCUUAGCGCUCGUCGCCCUCAACUCAGAGAUUAUAUCCAUUCUGUUAGAAAAUUCGGCCUAGGCGGGUCUGGGCGGCUGGGCUGGGUCUGGUGGAGAGACUAGCAGUUAUUUUCUUUAACAGUGAUAACAUCCCUGUGGAAAGAUUUAUGUUUAAGCCUGUGAAUCAGUCUUAUGGCUCAAGGAUGGAAGAAGCUGACCUGGAGUUCUCACUAAGGUCAUUUUUUAUCAAGCUUCCUUUCUCAGAAUCCCUUACACGGGUUCUUCCCCAGGAUAAGUUUUAAGUUUCAUAGUUGACAACUUGACAUUGAUGUUCUUCUUUUUUUGCUUCAGUGUUGUAGUUUUGUCUUAGAAUUUUGAUAUAAUUCUUUUUCAAUGCUGUAGUUCCGUUUGGUUUUCGCUUUAAAAUUGCUACUUUCUAUCAAAUGCUUUGGUUUAAUUGGUUGAGUAUUGACCAUAUGCUUGGGUGGUUGUUGAGCUCAUGAAAUAUGGUUUGGAUUUUCAUGUCUGCUUUCCUUAUUUGCAGCUUGGUGUGUAAGCUUAUCCUUUAUAACAGAUUGCAGGUGGGAGAUAACCGCGUACUUUCGAUCCCUUCCUCAGGCAAGCACAAGUAAGGAUGCAGAGUUGUGGAUUCCAACAGACACACAGCAGUGGCAACAGCCUCCAUUGAUAACCCCUAUUAAAUCAUGAUCACACUGUCCCAUAAACAUACUGCUCAAUAAGUAAAUUACGCUUGCUUUCUGCAUUUUGGUGUAUAAACCACAAUAAUUCAGUGCUUAGUGUUGUAAAGUUGUUAUCCAAUUAGAA